This is a messenger RNA of Symphalangus syndactylus (siamang), 1135 nucleotides long. RefSeq names its product homeobox D4 (gene HOXD4). Gene Ontology annotation, cellular component: nucleus; nucleoplasm. The record is from RefSeq and is a predicted model, not a curated record. NCBI's taxonomy places the organism in Eukaryota, Metazoa, Chordata, Mammalia, Primates, Hylobatidae. Gene Ontology annotation, molecular function: DNA-binding transcription factor activity, RNA polymerase II-specific; RNA polymerase II cis-regulatory region sequence-specific DNA binding. Gene Ontology annotation, biological process: positive regulation of transcription by RNA polymerase II; anterior/posterior pattern specification; embryonic skeletal system morphogenesis.
AGUUGACAGCAAGUAGGAGGGCCCUAUGGAAGGAGAAAAAAAGACAACACGAGAAAAAUUAGUAUUUUCUACCUUCUGAAAUUAAUGGUCAUGAGUUCGUAUAUGGUGAACUCCAAGUAUGUGGACCCCAAGUUCCCUCCGUGCGAGGAGUAUUUGCAGGGCGGCUACCUAGGCGAGCAGGGCGCCGACUACUACGGCGGCAGCGCGCAGGGCGCAGACUUCCAGCCCCCGGGGCUCUACCCACGGCCCGACUUCGGUGAGCAGCCUUUCGGAGGCGGCGGCCCCGGGCCUGGCUCGGCGCUGCCUGCGCGGGGUCACGGACAAGAGCCAGGCGGCCCCGGCGGUCACUACGCCGCCCCAGGAGAGCCUUGCCCAGCACCCCCGGCGCCUCCGCCGGCGCCCCUGCCUGGCGCCCGGGCCUGCAGUCAGUCAGACCCCAAGCAGCCACCCCCCGGGACGGCACUCAAGCAGCCGGCCGUGGUCUACCCCUGGAUGAAGAAGGUGCACGUGAAUUCGGUGAACCCCAACUACACCGGUGGGGAACCCAAGCGGUCCCGAACGGCCUACACCCGGCAGCAAGUCCUAGAACUGGAAAAAGAAUUUCAUUUUAACAGGUAUCUGACAAGGCGCCGUCGGAUUGAAAUCGCUCACACCCUGUGUCUGUCGGAGCGCCAGAUCAAGAUCUGGUUCCAGAACCGGAGGAUGAAGUGGAAAAAAGAUCAUAAGCUGCCCAACACUAAAGGCAGGUCAUCGUCCUCAUCUUCCUCCUCAUGUUGCUCCUCCUCAGUUGCCCCCAGUCAGCAUUUACAGCCGAUGGCCAAAGACGACCACACGGACCUGACGACCUUAUAGAAGUGGGGACCCUGGGCCCAUCUCUCCCUGCGCACCAGGCUAAGCCGAAGCUGCGGGGGCAGGCCGGGCCUGCUGUCACCUCGCUGGGCUCUAAGGUACUGUGGGGUGGACCUGGGACAAGCAGGCCGCCCUCGGACUAGGUUAGCAUCCUGCCCGAGGGCAGCCCCCUCCCUAGUGCGGGAUGGGGAUGGGAGGGGGGCGGGAUUCUCUCUCUAAGUAUAUUAUAUGGCAGGAGCUACUGAGAACAUAAAAUCUUGGCGAGUCAUUAAACUCAUGAAAAUCA